GCAGCAGCGACUGCAGAGGCGCUGCGCCAGGCGGCCGGAGUGGUGCGAGCCGGCGGGGCUGCGGAGGGCCAGAGGACUCAGUUCCCCAGAGGGUGGUGUUCCAUGAGCAUCAGCCCAGGGCAUGGCAUGCUAAGUGGGCAAGACAGUAAGUGACCCGAGACGUCCCAGGAGGAAAGGGCUGCAGGGCGGAGCCCGACAGAAAGCGUGUGAUGUCUGCAUGAGGACGGGCAGGGACGGUGCUGCAGGCUGGGCAGGCAGCCUGUGCAGAUGUGGGAGCCACUGACAGGGCUUUCCCAGGGGGUCAGCACGCAGCUGAGAGCAGGUCAGAAAGGGUACAAGUGAGAGGGCCUUGAAUGCUAGGAUCAAGAGUUUUGUCCUAAUUUUUACUUCCCUGGGGGCAUCUGAUGAAUUUUGAGGAGUUUCCAGGCCCUCUUCUCCGUUGCUCCUUCUGUCGCCCCGACCCAGGCCCUUCUAACGGGUCUCCCUGACUCUCUUCUUGUCCCUUCCUGGCCAUAGUCCUUGAAGUCCCCCUCCCAGAGGCUUUCUAAAAUUCAAAUCUGAUUGUGUCUCUCCCCAUUUUAAAGUCCUUCCACGGCUACCUGUUGCUCACAGGACAAGAUCCUGGCUUGUGUGGCUGUGUGGCCUGGAGCCCCCUCCUUCUGCAACCUCACCCCCACCAUGCCUCCACCUUCACCAGGUGCCCUGGUUUACUGAGCAGCCUUUUUGCCCAGGCUGCUCCUUCCUUCCCACUUACUUUCUCUGCCUGGUGAACUCCUAUUCAUCCUUCAAGACCCGGUGUAAAUUUCUUUUUGGAGAAGCUUUCCCUGACCCGCCUGAGGCCAACAUCAUGCCUUGAAGGUGUUUCUGCUUUGAAGCUCACAUUGUGUUGUAAUUCUCUACUUCCAAAAUACUGGGUAGCUCCCAUUUGUGAGUGUUUGCUGUGUGGUGGGCCCUGGGCUAAGCCCCAUGCAGGCAUUACCCCAUGUUAUUCUCACAGUAACCAUAUGAGAUGUGUUCUAUCUUAGCUCCACUUACAGAUGAGGAAGGUAAGGCUCAGAGGAGUGGUGUGACUUGCCCGAGGCAGGCAGCUGGAGGGUGACAGAGCUGGGAUUUGAGCCCAAAUCUGUCUGACUCUAUCUCCACGUCCUUCCAUCUCCUGCUCCCUGGAUCCUGCUGUAUCCCCUCGACCCCUGUGAAAUGCCCUCAGGAGAUGCUGGGCGCGUGAGGGAGUGGAAGCAGUGGGUUGCCAUGGUGCAGCAGGUUGGGGAAAUGGAGGGAGGCUGGAGAGAAGGGGCUGGGUUUACUCUGGGUCCAGGUGGUGAGAGACCAUCAGCCCAGCCCCCCACGGCUAAGCGUUUCUUAUCCACCUUCUGUUCCAAGUGGCAGCUUCUGGCCACCUGGGGCCAGGCCUGGGGAACUCCAGACCGAGCAGGCACGCCAUGGCAACCUGCCUCCUCUCUGGGGCCUAGAAGGGAGGGAGGACUGGAGAGAGUACAGGGUGUACACUGAGGCUUCUGAGCAGGAUUCUGGAGAGGCAGGUCGCUGAGGGCCUGGGUGGCUUCUGCCCUCCCAUGAGGGACCCCAGCCUGCAAGUUCUCGUCCCAGCAGGGGAAAUGUCACUUCCACCUCUGUCCCGGAUGAAUGGCUGGCUCUGGCCUCCCAGGAGACUAUCAGCUCCAUCCAGGUAUAAAUGCUGUCCCCUUCUCACCCCCGGGCUAGAGAGGAAGGAAGAGACAGCUCAAAGGAGUGGGGGCUGGAGUUGCCAAACGAGGUAGGAGCUGGGACAGCCAGGACAAAGCCCUCAUUGUCCCAGGGCCAUAGGCAGCUCCCUGGCCAACCGGGCGUCUUGCCUGCCUCCCAGGACCCUCCCUAGAGCUCCACCUGGACUUUCCUAGCUCCUCAGCAACACUCGCCCAAGCUGAUGUGGAAAAGCGAGGCCUGUCCUCCCAUCUGAGCCCUGCCUCCACUGAGAAGUCCUGCUGAAGGCACAGCCUCCUCUUUGCAUCCUCCCAAAAGCCAGGAGGGAGGGAGCGGGGGUGGGAAGAUGGCUGUGGAAGCCAGGCUGACUGGGGCUAGAACCCAGGGUCUGCUGGGCCUGCGGCUUUGUGACCUUAGGCCCAAAUGUGCCAGCAAACCCUGCCUUGAGGACAGCUGUUUGAUAUAAUGGGCCGAGGCUCACAAAAGUGUUCGUUGUGGUUGCCUGGCCACAGAAGGGUUCAUCAGUGGCAGGUGAUCCUUGAAGCCCUGGCCUACACAGGAGGAAGGACGGUCACCCCUGCCCCCCACACCCCACCUGCUCCUUGUCAAGGCCCUGCUGGGCCCAGGAGGCAGUGAGACGUUGGUGGCUCUCCUGACAAGUGUAGGGGUGCACCAUUGUCCCCCCGCCCCUGUUCCGUGCUUCCUCCUCCAGGGGCCAGCCCUGCAGUCCAGGAGACCCUGCCUCGGCAAUUGGGCAUGGGCGUGGGACGCGUCACCAAGCUGGGGCGAGUAGCUCGAGUGACAGGAGUGGUGUCGGCAGCUCCUGCACCCGACACCUCCGGGCAGACAAUGCUGGCUGUGUCUGGGCCCUCUGGGGGAACAGGCCACACUCUGUGUCACAGCCAGGAAACAGGCCACCUGAGCAGCGCCUUUCUUGGCUCAGGAGGCAGCCCCGCCGCUGGUCAGGAUGACCAGGCUCCCCGGAGGCCCUGACGCGGGAAGGGGUGGUGUCCCGGGCUGGGGACUCAGGGUUUGAGAUCCAGCCCCUCAGCAUCUGGUGUUGGCCUGGUUCAGGGUUGGCCCUGCCACACAUGGGGGUGUGACUUGGGCAAGUCCCCUCCCUCUCGGAUUCCUCAUCUGAAAAGGAACGAUCGCAACGCUUCCUCAUAGGCUUGUUGGGAGGAGUCGAUGGCGUAAUGUACGUAAAGCGCUUGGCUGGGGGCCUGGCGCAGAGCGGGGCUCAGUGAGUGCUUCUCUCCCAGCAUGAGGGAGGGUCCAGGGCACAGUGUCCUGGGCUGACCUGUCACCCAGGCUGCUGUCCUUAGUCCCUGCUCUGAGCAUGCCAGGAGGGGACUGGAGUCUCUGGAGCUGGCACAGGACUAGCAUGUUGGCUGCAAAGAGCCCAGGCCCCUCCGCCUUGGACUCCAGGAGCUGAUGCCCAGUGUGGGCCUCUUCCCCACAACGGCCAACACCCAGCCCAACACGGGGCCUCUCUCCUCCUUAAACUCCCAUAGGGCUGCGCUUGGAGCCCAAGGCCUCACCCAGGAAAGGGGCCUAGGGACUCCUGGGCAAGAGCCAGAGGGCCCGAGUCCCCCUACCCACCUGUCAAGAGGGCUGAUGAUGGGUCUCUGUAAUCAUGGUCACUUCCUACUGGGUCCAGCCCACCAAGAUACCCCAGGGGAGGGCUUCUGCUCCCAUCCUCAUCCGCUUUGAGCCUAUGCCCUGAGUUCCUGGUGCAUGUCAGAACCAGCACGCGUAUUUGCAUGGAUGGGUGUGGGCAUGGCUGUGGGCAGCAUGUGUGCUGGAGGGCCUGGCUGCAUGUCCUGCAUUGUGGGCAGCCCCCUGAGCACGUUCACUAAGACUUGUGUGACACAGCUCGGAAUGGCAGAGACAUGGUCCUUUUGUGUUCAUGUGUAUCCAUAUGUCUUUCUACACGUGUGUGGUAUGUCGGUCUGUCUUGUCUCCCCUGUAGACGGGAAGCCCCGAGCCACGCAUCAACGGGCACUCUGGGAAGGUGACGUCGAGACUAGCCCAGACCAAUUUGGGGUUCCUGGUUUUGCUCCAGGAGUCCUCCAGCCUGCAGCCCCUGCUGAGGAGGGAGGAUUGACCAGCACGGGGGUGGGGGUCCAAGUGUCAGGGACCCUGGGGGUGCCUGGCUUGUAGCGUGGAGGACUCAUUGCUGCGCUGGUGGUCAGGAGGCCCCGCCCUGAUGCCCCUGUGACCUCGGGCAAAGCCUUUGCUCUGUCUGGGGCCAUUCGCUCAUCUGGAGAACGUGGGGUUGGACCAGUGAGUUCUGGCCACCCCUGAGGCUCUGACCAUCGUGAUUUUAAGUCGGGUGGCGGGAGCCUGCUAAAUUCGUUGGUGGAGGUGGCUGUGGCCAGAGCCCGGCCUGCCAGACCCUCUCUUGGUCCCGGGCUGUCCUGCUGAAGGGCGAGAGGAGAAGCCAUGCCGGGCAGCGGCCCCAGCGAGAGGAUGACGUGGCCCGGUCCGGCCCUCCCCGCGGCCCCCCCAACGCGCCCUCUCUCCUCAGCCCCGGGGACACCACCCAUCCCGCCCCUCACCCGGACCCGCAGCCUCAUGGCCAUGUCCCUGCCGGGCAGUAGACGGGCCUCUGCUGGAUCCCGCAGGCGCACCUCUCCGCCCGUGAGCGUGCGGGAUGCCUAUGGCACCUCUUCUCUCAGCAGCAGCAGCAACUCGGGCUCCUACAAGGGCAGUGACAGCAGCCCCACGCCCAGGCGCUCCAUGAAGUACACACUGUGCAGCGACAACCAUGGCAUCAAGCCGCCCACCCCGGAGCAGUACCUGACCCCCCUGCAGCAGAAGGAGGUGUGCAUCCGGCACCUGAAGGCCCGGCUGAAGGACACGCAGGACCGGCUCCAGGACCGGGACACAGAGAUCGAUGACCUGAAGACGCAGCUGUCGCGCAUGCAGGAGGACUGGAUCGAGGAGGAGUGCCACCGGGUGGAAGCCCAGCUGGCCUUGAAGGAGGCCCGCAAGGAGAUCAGGCAGCUCAAGCAGGUCAUCGACACGGUCAAGAACAACCUGAUCGACAAGGACAAGGGGCUGCAGAAGUACUUCGUGGACAUCAACAUCCAGAACAAGAAGCUGGAGACGCUGCUGCACAGCAUGGAGGUGGCUCAGAACGGCAUAGCCAAGGAGGACGGUGCCGGGGAGUCGGCUGGUGGGUCCCCCGCCCGCUCCCUCACCCGCAGCUCCACCUACACCAAGCUGAGUGACCCAGCCGUCUGCGGUGACCGUCCCCCUGGCGACCACCCUGGCACCUCCACCGAGGAUGGGGCUGACAGUGGCUUCGCAGCAACCGAUGACACACUGAGCCGGACGGACGCGCUGGAGGGCAGCAGCCUGCUGUCAUCUGGGGUGGACUGUGGCCCUGAGGAGACCUCGCUGCACAACUCCUUCAGCCUGGGCCCCCGCUUCCCCGCCAGCAACACCUACGAGAAGCUGCUGUGUGGCAUGGAGGCUGGCGUGCAGGCCAGCUGCAUGCAGGAGCGUGCCAUCCAGACAGACUUCGUGCAGUACCAGCCUGACCUGGACACCAUCCUAGAGAAAGUGACCAAGGCCCAGGUCUGUGGGACAGUCCCUGAGUCAGGGGACAGGUGUCUGGAGUUGGAUCCCCACCCCCCGGGGCCAAGAGACCCCAGCUCAGCAGUGGUGGUGACGGUGGGUGACGAGCUUGAGGCCCCGGAGCCCAUCACCCGAGGGCCGACUCCACACCGGCCUGGUGCCAACCCCAACCCGUCGGUGAGCGUGACAUGCCCCAUGGAAGAGGAGGAGGAGGCGGCCGCAGCCGAGAAGGAGCCCAAGAGCUACUGGAGCCGCCACUACAUCGUGGAUCUGCUGGCCGUGGUGGUGCCGGCUGUGCCCACCGUGGCCUGGCUCUGCCGCUCCCAGCGGCGCCAGGGCCAGCCCAUUUACAACAUCAGCUCCCUGCUGCGGGGCUGCUGCACUGUGGCCUUGCACUCCAUCCGCAGGAUCAGCUGCCGCUCGCUGAGCCCGAGCGAGGCCGGUGGCGGCUCCCAGCUCUGAGGGGGCCCCAUCCCGGCCAGCGGCCCCGGCGGCCUGACCACUGAUUGUAGGGGUGCCGUCCUCCCUCUCGCACAUUCCUGUGGGGCAUCAUCUUAUUUAUUUAGUUUUCGGUUUGGAAGUGUUUUUUUUUUGGGAUGUUAACAGUGUUGGGGGCUGGGAGGAGAGGUUGAGGGAAGGCACCCCAAAACUUUGAUGGGACAGAAGGGAAGAGAGACCAAGGGCAGGGAGGCCAGCUGACUGGACAAAUGGCAGAGAGAAGCUGGUGAGUCCCCCAGCCCGGCCCCUGUCCACCUGGCCCUUCACACAGGGCAGCCCCUGCUCAGGAAGUCUCGGGGGGGAGGCUGGGCUGAGUUGCCCUUCAGCGCUCCCCCAGCCCCACGUCCUGUCCAGUUCUCUGCUCACUCCAGGCCUUCUCUCCCAAGCCACCCCUUGCCCUCGGCCCAGCCUUCUGGCCAGGUACCAUCUCCUCAGAUGGAGGCAGCUACAGCCCAAAGUAUAGGCACCUGGGACUCUGAACAGGGUCUGGAGCCGCUGGGCCUGGGCUGGAGCUCCAGCCUCCUCAGGUACUGCCCUCUCUGGGAUUCUGAAGCGCAGUCAAGGCCACGGGCUAGAGGAAAGACAAUGACGGGCAAGAGGUGGCAGAGGGCAGCGUGGCUUCUGUGUCUGUCUGUUCGUCCAGACCUUCCUCACGAUCCACUUUCCUCUUGGCGUUUCUGGGUGCGUCUGAUAAUUCUUCCUGUGAGAGCCAAACCAGACGGGCUCGGUGCUGGGGUAGAGCACUGGCCUGGGCCCCAGCUCGCCUCUGGAGACUCUGCCAGCACAAGAGGAGCAGGCAGGGGCUGGCAGCUUGGGGGCGGGGCUCCUCCAGCCUUCUGAGAUGAGGCCCUGUCGUCUGGGAGUCAGGGCUGGACUCACAAUCUUCAGCUGGUUCGAAAAGCCAGAGGCUGUGACUGCCCCCGAGAGCUUCCCCUGAGCUGCUCUGGGGGUCGCAGGCCCACUCCUGCUUUGCACUACGUUCACUUUGGAGCUUGGUUCUCUGUACCCCAGGGUCUCCUGUGAGGGGGCUGCUUGCUUUCUAAGGGUGAGGGAUCCUAAAGCUUAGACCUCCCAGCCUCGGGGGGGAAUUCUGACAGGAUGAAUGGCAAGAUGGGGUACGGAAGCCAUGAUGUUUGUCCAGGCCAAAGCGGGGUGCCCUGGGGUGUUUCCUGGCUGGGGUGGGGCGGACGGGAGCCCUGCAGCCUCCUGCUCCCAGCCCAAGCCCUGGUGGCCUGGGAAGGCCCACUGUGGCCCCUCCUUCCUCAGGACCACAUCUGGGACCCCAGCAAAGCUGCUGACAUUUUAUCCCCAUGAUUAGUUUACAGAGUAAAGCCACCCCUCGUCCCCACAGGGCACACAUGUCCACCUGGUCACCCGCUCUGCAGAGUUGGGCCCCACAGUGGAGGGCUGGGUACGACCUGUGUCUUACUCCCUCUCUGGCCCAGGGGCCACUCUGGUUCUCUGCCAAGGUUGCUUGCCCACUCCCGCUGCUCCCACAGCUGCUGCCUGACUCGUGGGCUCCACCCUUCCUCUCUGUGCCCUCCACUCCAGGGGGGACACCGCAUGCACUGGGAGUGGGCAGCCAGCCCCACCAUCAGCGACAGCCCUCCCUGCCACACGCUUUGUGCCUCCAAAGCUCCCCCCGCCUCGGUCGGGGCCUCAGACCAGCCAUCCUUUGUGGAGCAUUUGUGGCCCCAGCUGAACCAAACCCAGACUCCUGGGGCCUGGCUGGGCUGCCCCAGAGAACACUAAGGUGGCGACAUGGAGGGCCAGUGGACAAACCCACUCCAAAGCCAAGCCGGGACUGGCCACGGACCCAGCCUCCUGUGCCAUGUACUCACGGAGCUGCGUAGUGUCUCCUUAGAAAUAGUCAAAGCUUUGCUGAGAAAAUAAAUGUAUGACUAUAUUUGACAACAUAAAAAUCUAUAUAUUUUUCACCACUGGAAUUUAGCCAAGCUGCGUACCCCUCUGCUCCUGUCCGUGUCUUGCUGUCUGUGGCCUUCCUGUUGUGUCUUGUGUUUUGGUGGAUGUGGUCAGGGCUGGGGCCAUUGUCCACUCUGUCCUUGCUGCUGGAGAAGCCAGUCCCAAAGGGCUAGACGGGGCUGGACCCGAGGCCUAUGGAUGAGGCGGGUGGGACUGGCUGCCGCCCUCUGCCGCUGCUCCUGUUGGAGACCUGCCCAUCUGGGUUAGAGGGCCCAGCCCAGUGUUCAGGGUCUGCUUUCUGGGGAGUCUGAUGGGGCCUUUGACGGGCUUCUCUUCUCCUUGUCAGUGGAGGAGGCAGCUCACGGCCCCAGCCCUGGGACAGCCCGGGACGGUGGUGGCCGGUGGCCCCUGCCCGGCUCCUGGGUGUGUUUGUGUGCGUGCUUGGUAUCCGCAUCUAUGCAAAGGUGCAGCGCGGCUGGGGCGGCUCCACGCGGCAGAGGUGUGCAGCCUGCGGGCUCGGGCACCAGGCCCUGGCUCUGAGGGGCUGCUGCGCGAGGCCAGGGCCAGGGCGCCCGCUGAGAGCUCAUCCUCUAAAGCUUGGCCCUUUACCUUCCCGCUUACCACCCCCUCCUGUUGGGCUGUGACCUUCCCUCCUGCCCUCGGCUUCUGGAACAGAAGUCUUCGGGGCCUCCCCUCUGCCCAGCCUCCAGCAGGAGCUGAUCAGGACCCAAGGACAACAUUGCCAGGAACCACCUUCCGGAGCUGCUUGUCCCUUGGAGCCCAGCAGCUGGAAGCAGCUUUUCCUUAGUUGCAGGGCCUGGGCCAGGCGGCCCUGCUGCGCCUCUGGUCCAGGCUCAGGCAGGAAUCCAAGUUGGGGGCUGGGACUCUGCACAGAGAGCUGGCCUCGAGUGGAGUUUAGUCCAAAUAUCUCCCAAGGGGAUAACUUAGCUUUUUACCGAACACCCUUCCCAGUCGCCAAUAGCAUGGGGCUAUCUGACAGCACCUUGGGGCGGAGUGGACAAAUGACCAGGUUCUGGGGCUGAGGCCGACUGAGGGGCCUCUGCCCCGUGAAUCAUGACCCCUCUCUGACCCAGGGGGACAGUGCACACGAGUCAUGGUGCACACACAUUCGGCCAUCCCCUUCAUGGAGAAUCCAGGGGAUGCAGGAAGGGGGGAGGUGGGGCGGGGUCUUCACUUUCGUCUCCUUUGUCCUUUUGUUCAUGCAGAGUUGUACCUGCAGCAGACAGCUCUGAAUUAAAGCAUGAAAACACA
Equus caballus (horse) is the source of this 8976-nucleotide messenger RNA. NCBI's taxonomy places the organism in Eukaryota, Metazoa, Chordata, Mammalia, Perissodactyla, Equidae. The record is from RefSeq and is a predicted model, not a curated record.